AAUGGUGAUCAGGUUUUCUCCUCUGGGAACACAGAAAUGGAAAAUCGCACUUUCCUGACUGAAUUCAUCCUGGUGGGCUUCUCAGCAGACCCCCGCUGGCAGCUGAUUCUAUUUGGAGUAUUUCUGAUGCUGUAUUUAUUAACUUUGUCAGGCAACACGACCCUUGUUAUCCUAAUCUGGAUGGAUUCCCGCCUGCAUACACCUAUGUACUUUUUCAUUGGCAACCUUUCCUUUUUGGAUUUCUGGUACACCUCUGUGUACACCCCCAAAAUCCUGGCCACCUGUGUCUCAGAAGACAAACGCAUCUCCUUGGCUGGAUGUGGGGCCCAGCUAUUCUUUUCCUGUGCCGUUGCCUACACUGAGUGCUAUCUCCUGGCAGCUAUGGCAUAUGACCGCCAUGCGGCCAUCUGUAACCCACUGCUUUAUUCAAGUAUCAUGUCCACGUCGCUGUGUACUCGGCUUGUUGCUGGCUCCUAUGUAGGGGGAUUGCUAAAUGCCAUAGCCCAUACUGCCAACACGUUCCGCCUGCAUUUCUGUGGUAAAAACAUCAUUGACCACUUUUUCUGUGAUGCACCACCAUUGGUAAAAAUGUCCUGUACAGACACCAGAGUCUAUGAAAAAGUUCUGCUCGGUGUGGUUGGCUUCACAGUUCUCUCCAGCAUUCUUGUCAUCCUGAUUUCCUAUUUCAACAUCCUGCUGGCUAUCCUGAGGAUCCGCUCAGCCUCAGGGAGGUGGAAGGCCUUCUCUACUUGUGCAUCCCACAUCAUCUCAGUCAUGUUCUUUUAUGGGUCUUUGCUCUUCAUGUAUUCCAGACCUAGCUCCACCUACUCUUUGGAGAAAGACAAAGUGGCUGCCCUGUUCUAUACGGUGCUCAAUCCUCUGGUCAACCCUCUCAUCUACAGCGUAAGAAACAAAGACGUCAAAGAGGCCUUUAGGAAAGCAACACAAAGCAUAUAUCCACAAUCAUGA
Lepus europaeus (European hare) is the source of this 969-nucleotide messenger RNA. RefSeq names its product olfactory receptor 9G4. The transcript has a single exon. The record is from RefSeq and is a predicted model, not a curated record. NCBI's taxonomy places the organism in Eukaryota, Metazoa, Chordata, Mammalia, Lagomorpha, Leporidae. Gene Ontology annotation, cellular component: membrane. Bases 37 to 969 code for a protein of 310 amino acids. Gene Ontology annotation, molecular function: G protein-coupled receptor activity; odorant binding; olfactory receptor activity. Gene Ontology annotation, biological process: sensory perception of smell; G protein-coupled receptor signaling pathway.